CUUGUACGCAGGCGUAAGGGAGGAAGCAACUUCUCUUCAACAUGGCGGCGACCAUGGACAACAGCAAUGCCGUACAGGCGACAAAGAAAAAGCACCUUGGGAUCCCCGAAGCGGUGUUUGUGGAGGACGUCGACUCGUUCAUGAAGCAGCCCGGCAAUGAGACGGCAGACUCGGCGCUCAGGAGGCUCGACGAACAGUACCAGAAAUAUAAAUACAUGGAGCUCAACCUGUCUCAGAAGAAACUCCGGUUGAAAAACCAGAUCCCACAGAUCACCCAGACGCUAGAAAUCCUCCGACACAUGCAGAAGAAAAAGGAAACCACAGAGCCAAUGGAAACGCACUUCCUGCUGGCCGACAACGUUUACUGCAAGGCCUCCGUGCCGCCCACUGACAAAGUUUGCCUAUGGUUAGGGGCCAACGUCAUGUUAGAAUACGACAUCGACGAAGCCCAGGCUCUCCUAGAGAAGAACCUGUCCACAGCGUCUCGCAACCUGGAGACGCUGGAGGAAGACCUGGACUACCUGAGAGACCAGGGGACCACCACCGAAGUCAACAUGGCGCGAGUCUACAACUGGGACGUAAAGAGGAGGAGCAAAGAAAACCUCCUGAAAUCAGCAGCCAAGUCUUAAUUAAACAGAACAGUGUCUAUGUUCCCCCUCUGCUAACUUCCUCCUUAGUCAUUAAAAGAAAAAUAAACCCCGAUCUGAAGUCAUGCA
Molecule: messenger RNA, 716 nt
Organism: Poecilia latipinna (sailfin molly)
Lineage: Eukaryota; Metazoa; Chordata; Actinopteri; Cyprinodontiformes; Poeciliidae
Gene: vbp1
Product: von Hippel-Lindau binding protein 1
Exons: 6
Coding region: 42-629 (195 amino acids)
Biological process (GO): protein folding; tubulin complex assembly; microtubule-based process
Cellular component (GO): prefoldin complex; cytoplasm
Molecular function (GO): tubulin binding
Source: RefSeq, a predicted model, not a curated record